AUUUUUAUUCUUUGGACGGCAGUUAAUGAGUUGCUUUCGCGCACGGUCAAAAUAUAUUUAAACGAAUAUUUAAAUAUGUAGCAUUUCGUGUAUAAAAAGAAAUAAAUCAAGUUAUUCCUGAAAUUUCUUAAUAAUGAAUGAUUGUUGAAAAGGACAGCCUUUGGAAUUUGGAAGUCAUCUACAUUUAAAAUUUUAAAAUGGCACAAAACGUGUCUACCGACUUUUUAAACUAUUGCAGAAGUUUUGAAAAUGAACUUGAAGACGCUGAACGUGCAACGUACAUAACGCUAGGUCAAAUGACACAAGAAGAAAACUUGUAUCGCCAUAACAACAGUUCUCCGCCGAGCGAAUAUCCGUCGUGUGCCUACGCGUUGCCGGCGGAGCGCAGCCCGACCGAGGAGGAGGGGAAAGAGUUUUUCCAACACCAUGAGUAUUACGGUGGAAUGCGGCCCGUGAGGUGUGCGGCAAAUGUACGAGAAAGAAAACGCAUGAUGAGCAUAAAUUCCGGGUUUGAAGAGCUCAGGCUUCAUGUUCCAACUUUCCCGUACGAGAAAAGACUGUCAAAAAUAGACACUUUACGUUUGGCUAUAUCAUACAUUGCCCUGCUUCGUGACAUGCUUGCGUCUAAAAUUGACCCGGUAGAAUACGUGGAACACUGCGUGAAAGCCGACGUAAAAACGACGUGGAACACGAGCGAUCUGACUGCAAGAUUGUCAUGGGUGAAAUGGGAGAACCUCGGCGUCCGUCGGAAACCCGUGUUAAAUGUGUCUCAUGCUGGGCAGGAAUAAUAGAUUUAUUUUUGUUUAUCUAUAUUUAUUAUAUAUGUAAUACGUAAUGACACUUGUUGAAGGGUUAUGUUAUGUUAUAUGUUAUGUUAUUACACAAGGGGCUAAAACAUUGUUACUACCAAGAAUGUAUCGUGCUCUGUAUUAAUGCUGCAAACUACGUUGCCGGAUGAUGAUCAUAUUGGAAUGUAUAUUAGUAGUGCCAGGAUGAUUUACAUUCCAGGUAUAGCCAAAUUUUCAAUGAGGAAGAAAUUGAACGAAUAUUGCAUAAAGAGACAUUUCGGUAUUUAAUUUACUAAAGGAUCGUCUUCAAGAUAAACAGAAUAAAAGUACUAUACUUUAUGGUAUAAAAUUUCAUUUUAAUAUAUGAAAUAAUAUACUAGGAAAACCUUGAUAAAACAAUAUCAAUUCAAUGGCACCCUUA
This is a messenger RNA of Ruditapes philippinarum (Manila clam), 1209 nucleotides long. RefSeq names its product helix-loop-helix protein 13-like. The transcript is spliced from 2 exons. Lineage: Eukaryota; Metazoa; Mollusca; Bivalvia; Venerida; Veneridae. Gene Ontology annotation, molecular function: DNA-binding transcription factor activity, RNA polymerase II-specific; protein dimerization activity; RNA polymerase II transcription regulatory region sequence-specific DNA binding. Bases 198 to 788 code for a protein of 196 amino acids. Gene Ontology annotation, biological process: regulation of transcription by RNA polymerase II; developmental process. The record is from RefSeq and is a predicted model, not a curated record.